Colias croceus (clouded yellow) is the source of this 1249-nucleotide messenger RNA. RefSeq lists its product as uncharacterized. The record is from RefSeq and is a predicted model, not a curated record. Lineage: Eukaryota; Metazoa; Arthropoda; Insecta; Lepidoptera; Pieridae. Bases 77 to 1249 code for a protein of 390 amino acids. The transcript is spliced from 10 exons.
GCGGGAAUGAUGCAGUCAGGAGAGUAACGCUUUCCUUCCGUGGUUCUCCACCACCAAUAUCAGUGUCUGCCCCCCGAUGUCAGUGACGUCAUCAGUGUCGGGCGGUGCGGGCGCGGAGGGCGUGGCCAACGACAUCAUCGACCUGGACCGCUACAUGCGCGCUGCUGUACGGCCUUCUGUCGGACGCAGAGGCGAGCGGCUGGUGGUGGACGCUGGGAGGGGUGCGGGGAGUGCGGCGGGCAGCAGCAGCGGCUCGGACGCACCGCUCCGCCCGCGCACGCACAAGCGAUACUCGCACGACAGCGGCGUGUCCGACGGCAGCUAUGUGCGCCGCAAGCAACGGCUUAGUAGACGUCCCGAGCUACGGCCUCGUGAAUCAAGCCGCCUCUCAUCAUCAUCCAUACGCGAGUUCAAAGCGGUCUGCGAGCGCGCGCUCCGUGAGCAACAGGAACAGAUCUCGCGCGUGGCGCAGCUGUGUGAGCGGCUCGCUCAGCCGGAGCGACUCGCUCAGUCGGAGCGGGAGCGCUCUGAGCGAACGGAACAGACUGAGCGGGGACGAGAAAGGCCUACUGAGCGCGAGCGAGCAAAGCGUCCGGUUCGCAGCGGGCGAUCCCGGGUGCGAAGCGAGUCGAGCGAAGUGUCCAGCACCAGUCAGAGCUCACACGACCAUAGGAGGAAGGAGAAGUUUAGUUCAGACUCGUGCAGAACAUACAAGAUCAUAAUGACAAAGCUGGAUGAACUGGGUCGCGCAUUCGCAGCGCGCCGGCAGUUGUCCCCUGCAAACCCCCUCGCUCGCCGCCCGCCCUCAUCCGCGUCCGUGUCGGUGUGCGACAAAUUCGUCGCAACUGACCCCGACGCAAGAGUCGCAAGGAGUUUAUCCCCAACGAUACAAACGGUGUACACGAGUGCGGUGUCGGAGCGGCGGCGGCUGCAGACCGCGCGCGGCGCCGCACUUGACAUCGCGCCUCACAAUCGGAAUAAUGUCGUUAUACACAGAGUAGUGAAAAGCGACUGUACGUCAGUGUGCUCGGCCACAGACCUAAACCAUUGCGGGUUUGACCUGGACGACCCUGUGCAUCUAUACGCUCAAGCGAAGCGUCUCAACCCGCUGUCAGGACGCGUCCCGUUCGGUCGCCCGAGCGGCCCGGCCCCGCCCGCGCCCCGCGCCCGCUCGCUGUGUGCGCUCUGCCGCGGCUACUGGCGCGCGCUCUGUCAGCGUCUGCCCGCUUACAUCAGUAGGGACUCGUAG